Molecule: messenger RNA, 1392 nt
Organism: Syzygium oleosum
Lineage: Eukaryota; Viridiplantae; Streptophyta; Magnoliopsida; Myrtales; Myrtaceae
Product: methionine aminopeptidase 1B, chloroplastic
Exons: 10
Coding region: 62-1153 (363 amino acids)
Biological process (GO): proteolysis
Molecular function (GO): metalloaminopeptidase activity
Source: RefSeq, a predicted model, not a curated record
UCACUUGGCGCACAGAGAGUGGAAGAGAGAGGGAGGGAGAGAGAGAGAGAGAGAGAGAGAGAUGGCGGUUGUUGACUCCGUCGCGCGCUCGGCGUCUCCGCGACCCUCGUCUUCUUCCUCGCCAUCGUCGAAGUCUUCCCUCUUCGCCGGGUCGCCGCUCGCUUUCUUGCCCGCUCGCGUUUCUGUAAAGCAGACGUGUCCGAACAGGCGGCUGGUGAUCGUUUCCAAGAAGAUAUCUGGCUUGGAAGAGGCCAUGAGAAUCAGGAGAGAACGCGAACUUCAAAGCACAAAAAAGUUCAAAAGAAGGCCACCUUUAAGGCGUGGAAGGGUAUCUCCGCCUCUUCCUGUGCCUGACCACAUACCAAAGCCUCCUUAUUUCGGUUCACCAUUGCUUCCAGAGCUUGCUAGUGAAUAUCAAAUUCACGAUUCUGACGGCAUUGCUCACAUGAGAGCUGCGUGUGAGCUUGCUGCGCGUGUUCUUGAUUAUGCAGGGAAGUUGGUUAAGCCAUCAGUGACAACAGAUGAAAUAGAUAAAGCAGUGCACCAGAUGAUUAUUGAAGCCGGUGCUUAUCCUUCUCCUCUUGGCUAUGGAGGAUUUCCCAAAAGUGUAUGCACAUCAGUUAAUGAAUGCAUGUGCCACGGAAUACCAGAUUCUCGUCAACUACAGGACGGUGACAUUAUAAACAUCGACGUGACUGUCUACUUAAAUGGUUAUCAUGGAGACACAUCAAAGACAUUUCUCUGUGGGAAUGUCAGUGAUGCACUUAAAAACCUCGUGAAGGUUACUGAAGAGUGCAUGGAAAGAGGCAUAGCAGUUUGCAAAGAUGGUGCAAGUUUUAAGAAAAUUGGAAAGAGAAUAAGUGAGCAUGCCGAGAAAUAUGGUUACGGAGUGGUCGAGCGGUUUGUUGGGCACGGAGUAGGAACCAUAUUUCAUUCUCAGCCAAUCAUUUAUCAUCAUCGAAAUGAAGAGCCUGGAACCAUGGUCGAGGGACAGACAUUCACAAUCGAACCGAUCCUUUCAUUGGGAAGCAUAGAGUGCAGAACGUGGCCGGACAAUUGGACAACUCUCACGGCGGACGGCGGCCCCGCCGCACAGUUCGAACACACCAUUUUGAUCACUAGAACCGGAGCUGAAAUCCUGACCCAGUGUUGAGAAACAUCAUGUUGACCCUCAUUUGUUUUUUUGUGGGGGUAUUAGCACAAGUUCAUUUUCGCUCUGUGUAGCUCAAGCAAAGUGUACAGAAAAGUUCCCUAAAGGCUGCAAAUGCUUAAUGAUGUCCAAUUCUGUGUCAUUUAGAUUUCAUUUCGAUUCAUUUUGGUAUUUCUUUGCCAAAACCCGAACUUUUGUAAAUGGACCUUCUUCCCCAGAUCAAAAUCUUAGUUGGGUUUAAA